GGUGAUGGCUCAAAGUCCAUCAAACUGAAUGAUGGAUUGAAUUUGGUUGAAAUAGAGGUGGUAGCCGAGGAUGGCACCUCCAAAAAAUAUUGCAUUGAGGUCACCAAACUGUCUGCGAGAACUGCAGAGUUGAGUGACCUUACAAUUGAAGGAAAUGUUCAAUUACAACCUACAUUUUCGGCAAACAUCUAUGAUUACUCAAGCACAGUUCCUUUCUACUGUAACUCGGUGACCAUACUACCCAAAGUUCCAGAUAAAAACAUGAACGUUUCAGUGAAUGAAGAAAGUGAUUCCCAACCUUCUCCAUUGACUGUUGGAGAAACUGUCAUCAGUAUCAAGGUCUUAUCAGCAGAUGGCAGCAAUUCUCAGAUGUACUAUGUGUUGGUGAUGCGAGAGCAGCUUCCCAUGGCUGUGUCUUUCAGUGACGUGAAAGAGCAGGUCUCCUAUGAGUGCCCUGUCACUCUGACGGCCCUCUACAGACCCAUAUCCAUCAACCAGAGUGAUCCACAGCACCUGUUCUCAGCCCCCUACAUUGACAUGCUGGCGAGAAGGUCGAAGGUCGACCCGCUAAACGAGUGUCCCCUCGGAGACAGCUGGAAGGUUCUGGAACACGACCUGGACAAGACCAUGUCUUCUGCCCUGGUCAAGUGCUUCUUCGCAUACCGAGGAUGUGAGAGUGUGAUGAAACUGGCUGAAGUGGGGUCACAUGCACUGGAGUGUCCACACAAACCCUCAGCGGACCUGGACCAAAAGGACGUCACUGAGACAAGCUGGUACAAGAAGCAUUUUGCAUCCUCGACCUGCUUGGAGAUAGAGACCAAACACACCUUGGAGGUGCAUAACUGGGAGAAGAGACUACAAAAGGCAAUAGGACAGGAUAGUGUCGAUAAUCUGUGUUCCCUGGCCCAAGACAAUCUGAAACUCUACAGAGAGCGUCUGCCCAAACCAGGUGACCUGCUGCAGUAUGAGGAUGGUCAGUCUCCUCUGGACUGUCUGGAGCAGGCUGCUGUCUAUUAUGCCUCAGCCAUCAAGCUGAAGCCACGAGACCCCAGACUCCACUUCUUCCUGGGGCUGGCCCUGGAGGAGCAACACUAUGCAGCAGAGAUGUACGGACUGAGGAGGAAAGCUGACGGGGACGUUGAGGACCUCAGCAGUGCCAAGUCCACGGCGCGUCAGGAUGACAUCCUGGCUGUGUGUAAGCUGCAUGGCUUCCCUGGCACGCCUACCCUGGAGAACCAGCUACAGGCCCUGGACACAGAGUACCACCAGUUGAAAGAGCAGGGCCAGUCGGGCAAGGCAGACUACAUCCAGACCCUGUUCAUCUUCCUCUCCAAGAAGGCAGGCAAGGAUGGCAGUGCGGGCGUUGGGGACGAAGAGAGCUGUAUUCACCGGGCCCUGCUGAAGUACCUGGAUGCCUGGUCGCUGAACCAGGACUUCUGGGAGUACAAUCUCCACGUGGGGCGUAUGCUGCUGCUGCAGAAGAGGAACACGGAGGCACUGCAGCACCUGCAGACCGGGCUGGCCCUGCGGCCCUCACAGCCAGCACUUAGGUUCUUCACAGGUCUGGCUCUACUGCUACAGGAGGAAGCCUCAGAGGCUGUGGAGAAGGAGGCAGCCCUGUUUUUACAACAAGGCCUGGAGCAUGUUAUAGCACAGUACUGCAACACGGAGAACAACUACAGUGGUUUGGAGCAGAGCGUGACAGACCCUCUGUCCAGUGUGAGAACACAGUUCCUGCGUGGCUGCCUCACCCUUGGUGCCCUCCAACAGAAGAACACUCUCUCUCAGAAGCCAAUGAGCGCAGAGCAGGUCUAUCACACUGUUGUGGUGCUGGCAGCGCGCGGUGUGUGUCGGUGCGUGUGUCGGGACGAGGUGUCCCAGCAGCUGGAGUGGGUGUUGCUGGAUGCCCACUUUGCCCUCCUCCAGAGCCUCAUUCGGCAAAAGAAGGCUGCUGGGUUGACCCAGGGUCAGGGCAAGCAGGGAGAGACGGAGAGACAGGCUGCUGAGUUGACCCAGGGUCAGGGCAAGCAGGGAGAGACGGAGAGACAGGCUGCUGAGUUGACCCAGGGUCAGGGCAAGCAGGGAGAGACGGAGAGACAGGCCUGGGUAGUCAAGAGGUGUCAGGCUCUCACAGGUCUGAUCCGCCUCACCUCCAUCCCCGCCUGCAGGGAGCUGCUGGACAUGCAGGAGAAGGUCUGCCAGGUUGCCGUGGUAACGACUCCUCGUGACAGCCACGCGCUGUGUCUCCUGGGGCUGGCCCAGCUGGCUCAGUGUGACAACGAUCACGGCUCCCAGAGAUCAGAAGGAGCCAAUGCCAACGCCUGCCUCAGCUUCCAGGCAAGCAUCGAACUGGAGGACAAGCCUCAGAGCGGAGAGACACCCACACAGCUCACCAAGCAGCAGUGGUGGCAGGACAGGCUGGCAGCAGACAAGGAGAAGGCAGUCAAGGAGACAGCCAGCCAGGGAGCGGGCGGGAGUGGCUCUGGUCCUUCUGACACUGCAGUGGCUGCCGGGAGAGGAUGUGGGCGUGGCAUGGGAGGUCCUGCUAGAGGGGGCACUGCGGCUGCAGCCAAGAACCCCACAAGAGGAGGCAAGACUGCCCCUCCAGCCAAAAACACCCCCUCUACUGCCCCUCCAGCCAAAAACACCCCCUCUACUGCCCCUCCGGCCAAAAACACCCCCUCUACUGCCCCUACUGCCAAAAACACCCCCUCUACUGCCCCUCCAGCCAAAAGCACUGUCUCUCCAGCCAGCAGGGGGCAAGGUGGAACAGCCAAAACCCCUGGCCCGGCCAAGCCCAGCAGUUCCAAGACCCAGCUCAUCUCCCCCAGCAAGUCUAAACCAGACUGCUCCCCAAGCCCAGCCAAACCUGGGCCCACAGAAGAGUCAGCUGUGGCAGAGAGUGGCAACGUUCUCCCCAAAGCUCUAUUGAACCGUCGAUCCCAUGCCCCUCGCCUCGGCUUGGCCCGCGCCCUCUCCCGCUCCGCAGACAGCCACGACCAGGCACGCCAGCUCUACCAGGAGGUCAUCACCAUGGCACCAGAGGUCCACGAUGCGUACAUUGAGCUGGCAGAGAUGCUGGGGGAGUCAGACCCCCUGGCUGCUGUAGAGGUGUACUGUCGGUUCCCCCUGAAGCCCGUCUCAGAGCAGAACUUUGACGACGCCUUCAUCACUGGAGAGAUCGUACGCAUCCUGAUGAAACAAGGCCUCUACGAGCACCCGGAGCUGGGACACAACCUCAUCGCCUACGGGAAAGUCAUGGGUCUGGGUUGCCUUGAGAAAUACAUCGACAUCCUUGAAGGGAAGUUCAUGAGCAGCCUUCUAAAGAGAGUGUAUGCUGGGAUCCAUGAGAAAUCAGUGGAAGACAAGGAUCUGCAGGACUUCUUCAAGUUCAAGUGCUGGAUAUGAACUUUCCUUUCAUAAAGAGACGGGCUGUUUAUUCCUUUCAUAAAGAGACGGGCUGUUUAUUCCUUUCAUAAAGAGACGGGCUGUUUAUUCCUUUCAUAAAGAGACGGGCUGUUUAUUCCUUGAUCAAAGUAUGAAUGUAUCUCUUUAGACCAAUCGGCUAGUCACAUCAUCUUUAGACCAAUCGG
Messenger RNA from Salvelinus sp. IW2-2015, 3593 nucleotides. RefSeq lists its product as uncharacterized. The record is from RefSeq and is a predicted model, not a curated record. Gene Ontology annotation, molecular function: protein binding; ubiquitin protein ligase activity. Lineage: Eukaryota; Metazoa; Chordata; Actinopteri; Salmoniformes; Salmonidae. Gene Ontology annotation, biological process: protein polyubiquitination; ubiquitin-dependent protein catabolic process.